Molecule: messenger RNA, 1232 nt
Organism: Oppia nitens
Lineage: Eukaryota; Metazoa; Arthropoda; Arachnida; Sarcoptiformes; Oppiidae
Product: polyadenylate-binding protein 1-B-like
Exons: 4
Coding region: 117-1109 (330 amino acids)
Molecular function (GO): mRNA binding
Source: RefSeq, a predicted model, not a curated record
AAUAAUUAUUAUUUCGACGGUUAGUAUCGUUUAGUAGUUGUCUUCGCUCAAGAAGUAGUUGAUCCGUGACUAAGUAUUUUGGAUCCAAUCAAUCACUAUAAACAACAACAACAACAAUGAAUCCAUCGUACGAUCCGAUGAUGCAAUCGCUGAACGAAAGGAAACGUCUGGAAAUGGAGGCCGAAAUGAACAGAUUUGAAUUGGAGAUCAGUGCCCGACAACAGGUCUACGAUGGUGGCCAUCAUCAUCAUCAACAACAACAACAACAUCCACACCAUCAUCACCACCAACAACACCCCCAUCCCCACCACCAUCAACAACAACAACAUCAUCAUCAACAGCAGCAGCAACAACAGCAUCAUCCACACCAUCAGCCGAUGCCAUCAGCGGCUGGUGGCGGCGGUCCCGCAAACUUUCAGUUUAUACCGCACUCAAUUCAAAGACAAUUGCCGAGGUCGGGAACACUACCGCCGCUACCUCACCAUCAGAUAAAUCCGAUGCACAUGUCCUACGAAUCGCAGACCAAUUCUAUGAAUCAAAUGAAGAAUGACUAUCAUCAUCAGCAGCAACAGCUAAAUAGUGGUAUGUCUACACCGAACACUGGUGGCGGUGGUGGUCCCAGUAGUGGCCAAACGGGUAACAGUGGAGCCGCCUCCUCCUCCUCGGCUGCCGGUACUUCAAAAAAGUCAAAGACAUCGUCGACAGCUGAGGGCGGUAAGGGAGGUAAGAAACAAAAGAAACUGUUGCGUAUGGCCGGCGGAACCGUCUGGGAAGAUAACUCGCUGGCCGAAUGGGAUACCGAAGAUUUUCGACUGUUUUGCGGCGAUCUCGGCAACGAUGUUACCGACGAUGUCCUGACCCGGGCGUUCAGUAGGUUUUCAUCGUUUCAAAAGGCAAAAGUCAUUAGAGAUAAGCGAAGUAAUAAAAGCCGUGGCUAUGGUUUUGUCAGUUUUAAAGAUCCGCAAGACUUUAUCCGUGCCAUCAAAGAGAUGAAUGGCAAAUACGUUGGCAGUAGACCUAUAAAAUUGCGUAAAUCCGAGUGGAAAGAGAGGAGCUAUGAUGUGGUCAAGAAAAAGUUGAAGAAUAAAGUGAAAAUGGGUUAUAUUUGAAUGGAUCAGACCAUCAUCGAUGACCAUCAAUGACCAUCAAUUUGAUGGUCAUUUUUGGUAGUUAAAAAAUAAUUAUACGCAACAAACACAACAAUACACACUCAAGUAGUAUAUUAUUAACAA